This is a messenger RNA of Lobosporangium transversale, 1840 nucleotides long. Its product is annotated as guanine nucleotide exchange factor. NCBI's taxonomy places the organism in Eukaryota, Fungi, Mortierellomycota, Mortierellomycetes, Mortierellales, Mortierellaceae. Gene Ontology annotation, cellular component: cytoplasm. The transcript has 9 exons. Gene Ontology annotation, molecular function: guanyl-nucleotide exchange factor activity; G-protein alpha-subunit binding. Gene Ontology annotation, biological process: G protein-coupled receptor signaling pathway. The coding region runs from base 82 to 1827 and encodes 581 amino acids. The record is from RefSeq and is a predicted model, not a curated record.
AAUUCCCUCGUCUCAUUCGUCUCAUCUCUUCUGGUCUAAACUUGAUCGACUUCAAUUUCUCAUCUCAAUCAGUAUAUUAAAAUGGCCUACCACACCAUCACUGAACGCUCAAUAGGAAGAAAUGUCACUUUUGUAUUGCAGAGUCUUAUAAAUGGCAACAUAUCCAUUGAUUCUUCCGAACGUCGGCAGGUCGUGGAUGCCCUCGUGAAUGACCUGAAGGAGGGUAGUAUAUCUAGAAACUGGAACGAGCGAGAACGAACGCUGGCUCUUCAAGCCCUCAAGACUUUGGGCAGGUCAACGGAUGGGUGUGAUAGCAUCUUCACGGAAGAGGGGAUUCGUACUUUAAUGUAUCAUUCUGGACUUCACAAAACAACUGAGGACACAAUUGACAAGCCUAGUUCCAAAGAGGCCCUGAAAUGUCUCGCCAAUGCUUUGUUACUCAAACCUUCAACCAAACCUAUCUUUGAGCGGCUUGAGGGCCACGUCAAAUGCUGUCAAAUUUUGAAGCGGCCCCAUCUCUCUAAUGAGUCUCAGUUCCUCUUCUGUCGUAUCUUAUUCUUGAUGACUGUUGAUGCAACCUCGGUUGUUAAAAGCUUGCUCGAUGAGAACAAUGCUGUGGAUAAUCUGGGCAUAAUUCUUAAGACUCAAUUGGCGAGAUCACCGGAUGGCAGUGUGUUUGUACAAUCUAUGGUACUCAGUGAGGCUUUGAAAUACCUUUUUAAUCUAAUACUUAUGGAUCCCAAAGUUGAACGGAGUACGGAGACCAAAUUAACAGAGCAGGAACAGAUUCAGGCAACAGGAAAACGAUUUCAGAGCUUACUUCCAACAAUUGUCUCUAUAUUGACUGCCAUCCCACCAUCAAGUCCGAACCCUUUAGAACCGCCACACUCUCAUGCCAUCCACGUACUUCUCAAUUUCCCUGUCACAGCUUCAGCGCUUCUUAUAACUCGAUCUCAACAGGCGACGCUUCUUAAUGUCUUAAUCCAGAUUUUAGAUGACACUCUCAAACAUUCUUUGAACACGGACGAAGAAGCUUCUACGGAUGGACUAAGCAAUGGAACUGAACUAGAUGAGACUGUGCCACCGCUGGUUAUUGUAUUGACUAAUAUUGCUGCAGCAGGAGGCGAAGGCAAGGCAACAAUGAAGGCUAGAUUAUUACCAGAUGAUGUUGAUCGGUCAAAACCCUUGGAUAAGGGCGAUUCGUUUUCAGCGAGACUUAUUCGACGCAUGACUUCGGUACGAUUUCCGCGUAUCAAGGAAACUGUCAGCCAAUUAUUAUUUGUUUUAUGUGAUGAAGACCCUGCCAUUCUGACACGGCAUGUGGGAUACGGGAAUGCAGCUGGAUUCCUUAUGAAUAGAAAUCUAGGUGUUCCAUCAUCUGUCAACGGAGCACAAAUUGAAGAGAUCGAGGAUGAAGAUUCGUCAACGCCUUCAGAGUCAUCAUCUACAUUAUCCUCAGCCACUACAGCUGUUCCAACAAUAACGAUUCCGACGACGAUGACGGCAACAGCAACAUCCAAUUUGAAUACGUCCCAUAGUCGUCGUUUCUCUAGUUCCAGCAUUAAUCCGAUCACGGGAGCCUAUUACCCAGACCCGUCAGUCAUUCGGGCUGCGAUGGCAGAUAUGACUGAGGAAGAGAAGGAAGAAGAGGCAGCCAAGCUGAUGGAUAUGUUUGACAAGAUGCGGCGGACAGGAGUGAUGGAUGUACGUAAUCCAGCAUUGGAAGCAGGAUUGAGACAAAGGGAGCGUGAUCGAUAUUACGAUGAACAAGAAAGGCGGGAACGGGAAGAAGAAGAAGAGUUGGAGAGACUCUAUGGAAAAGUAUAAGCUCGAUUAUUAU